This is a messenger RNA of Sardina pilchardus (European sardine), 4179 nucleotides long. It is a transcript of the gene zyg11l, whose product is annotated as zyg-11 family member, cell cycle regulator, like. The coding region runs from base 202 to 2400 and encodes 732 amino acids. The transcript has 15 exons. Gene Ontology annotation, cellular component: Cul2-RING ubiquitin ligase complex. The record is from RefSeq and is a predicted model, not a curated record. Lineage: Eukaryota; Metazoa; Chordata; Actinopteri; Clupeiformes; Clupeidae.
UAUCGAAUUAUGGAGUUCUAUUUUGAAAACCAUUUUGUGCGUAGAUAGAUUGUGUUGCCUAACGAGUGGUUGACUUGUUUGUAUUGGCGAAGAUGGCAUUUAGAGUAAUGUGAAGUUAGCGGUAAGCUCACUGCACUUCACGAGAAGUUUUCCCUCUACGAGCUUCCCCUGCAUGUUGUGAAGAUCUGACCUUAUUCCGCUAUGGAAGAGGAUAACCCUGGGGCCCUGGUUGACAUCUGUCUAGCCUGGGUCUGUCACAGCAUGGAGCAGCUCUGUGUGAAAAGUGAGGAUGGAUCGCUUGGUUUCCACCACUGCCCGGUGUUCCCCCAGCUGCUAUCAGACCAGCUGCUCAGCAAGAUGGCAGAUGAAGGUGUGCUAAAUGAUAGCACCAUCGGAGUUUUCCGCAGCCAUGAGCACCUGCGCCUCCGCCGCGUGUGCCUACGAGCGUCGCAGCUCUCCGCGGAAGCCUUCCGCCUCGCCAUGCAGCCCCACAGACUGCAGGAGGUGGAUGCAUCCAGAGUUCACGGCGGCUUGACUGUAUCAGAUGUGCUGCUCAGCCUCGCAGCCAACACCGAGUCUUCGGACAACCUGCAGCGGCUCAACCUGAGCAGACUGGAAAUGGGAGAGGGGUGCCUCGAGAACGAGCGUCUCAGCUUCAGCUCGAUGCCGGCCCUGAGGACCGUGCUUCUGGCCGGCACGGAGCUGGACGACUCCGGGCUGCAGGACCUCUGCACCCUUCCUCGACUGGAGGCUCUGGACAUCUCAAGCACGUGCGUCACUGACCUCACGCCACUGCUGGACUGUCAGGCCACCCUGAUGUCCCUGUCGGCCCACGGCCUCAGACACCUGGAGAUGCCCGCUACGCGUCUCCUGCUCGUGCUGGGCCGGCUCGAGCGGCUGCGGCACCUGGACCUGUCCGACGACAGGCUGACCAACGACGGGGACGGCGUGGUGGAGCAGCUGUUGGAGAAGCCCGGCAUCCUCCCGGCACUGCUGUCGCUCGACAUGUCAGGCUGGAGGGGCAUCUCGGACAAUGCGGUCCAGGCGUUUCUGGAAGCGAGGCCACACAUGAACUUCAUCGGACUGCUAGCCACUGGAGCAGGCUUCACUGACUUUUUCACCGCUAAGAGCAACCUGAAGGUUGCUGGAGAGGCCAAUAUUCACCAGAUCAGUGAGGCCCUGAGGAGGUACUGUGAGAGGGAGUGCUUCAUACGAGAGGCUCUGGUUCAUCUCUACAGCUUGACCAAUGACACGGACGAGCCUCAGUCAGAUGUCUUGAAGCUGGUAAUUAAGGGAAUGAAAAGCCAUGAGCAGUCAUUGCAUGUCCAGCUGGUGGCCACAGCCUGCAUAUUCAAUCUCACAACUCAAGAUAAGGUGCUGGGCAUGCCACUUCGCCUUCUCAGAGCCACAGUCCAUCAGCUUCUGACCGCCAUGAGGAAUUUUCCAAACCAUGAACAGUUACAGAAGAACUGCUUGCUUUCACUUUGCAACGACCGAAUUCUACAAGAUGUCCCAUUUGACAGAUUUGAUGCAGCUAAGCUGGUUAUGACCUGGCUGAGCAGUCGUGAAGACCACACGCUUCAGAGGAUGGCUGUAGCAAUUGUCUCCAUACUGGUGUCUAAGCUGACCACUGAGGAGACAACACGACUUGGUGCUGAGGCCUUUAUCAUGGAGCAACUCCUCAGCAUCGUCCAGCAGAAGGCUUCAACUGGGGUGGUGGACUCCACCCUGAAGUUCGCUCUGAGUGCUCUGUGGAACCUCACAGAUGAGAGCCCAACAGCCUGCCGCCACUUCCUCCAGUGCCAGGGCCUGGAGCUGUACACAGAGGUGCUGGAGUCCUACUACACAGAGUCCUCCAUCCAGCAGAAAAUCAUGGGUUUGUUGAAUAAUAUUGCAGAGGUGGUGGAGCUGCGGGCUGACCUGAUGGAUGAAGACCUCCUGGAGCACGUGCUCACUCUGCUGGGGGGUGCUGACGUGGAGGUUGGGGUCAGUUACUUUGCAGGUGGGAUCCUGGCCAACCUGACCUCCACAGGAGUAUCCGCCUGGAUCCUUGACCUGGAGCUUCGCGACACCAUCCUGUCUAAACUGCAUUCUGCCAUCCUGACCUGGACCCCACCCCAACAUGAAAUGGUAUCCUAUCGAUCAUUCCAGCCCUUCUACCCGUUGCUCAGCAGCUCCCAGCCCACUGGAGUACAGCUCUGGGCAGCCUGGGCAGUGCACCUGGUCUGCAGACAAAAUGCCUCCCAGUAUGCCAGUAUGCUCCAGGAGGAGGGGGGCCUGGACAUUUUGAAGAGCCUUAUUCUGCACCCCGACACUCAUGAUGAUGUCCGCAAGCUAGCAGAGAGCAUUGUGGGUAUCUCAGAACAAGCUGAGCAAGCCCGCCGAGAAAGAGAGGGCUGAUCUUUAACAUGCUGUCUACGGAUUGUCGGAACAGUGUUUGAGUACAUCACAAAGGAGAGCUGCCUCUGCCCGUCCUGGACUCUGUCAGCCUUGUGACCCGCUCCCACGUGAGAUAGCUCACAUUUCAUGUCGGACAGUUGCUGAUAGCAUUUGAACCAACAAAACAGAUGGUAUAUUAUAAAAAUGGACGUUAACUUUAAGUGGUUGUCAACAAAAUGCGGUCCAGCAUAUACAGACAGAUGCCCUGAUGUCAGUAGACAUCAAGGUAUAGCUGUAGACUCUACAUUGAAAAGUGAACUUUUUCUUGUACGGGCUGUCUUUCUGGCCAAAGGUUAUCGAUACUCGAGCCCUUAAGCCAAUCGAAUUACAGCCCUUUCUCCAGUGGGACCCUAGGAGACCCUUCAGCAAAAUAAUGUGAGAUGAGAAUAGCUAGAGAGUAAUUUGAGAUCUCCACUUGAACUUAAAUUGGACUUGGGCUGAGACAGGAGGAGGGCUAUUAGGAGGAACAGGUUAGAUCUCCAAAAGAGUUGAUUUAUUUCUAGCAAGACACAGCGUGAAGCGUGUGUUGUUCCUAUCUCACACCCAAUACAGUGACAAGUUCACAACUUGUCAACGAAAGAUACGUGUGGUCAGGCACAUGACCAAGAAAAACCUGGUCUAAAGUGACUGCUGCAUGUAAUGGACAGCUAUUUUAAGGGUGCCCUGACCCCGUCACGAAAUGUAGGCAAGACCUUAGACGACUGGUCUGUUUGGACGAAAAUCCUUAUACAAUUUUUAUUCUGUCAUUUAAGUAUUAUUGGGGUAAGUAUUGUUUUUUUCAAUUGUAUGUGUCAAUCAAUAGUGAAGGUAAAUAACUGAGUGUAAGACUUUGCAUUGCAUUUAUUGCCUAUGAAUUCAGAUUCUAGGCGAGUGCAGAUCCCAGCUAUACUCUACUUAUCACACACACACGUUUUAGUAAAGCAAGCUGUCGUAGAAUCCUGGUAUUACAUACACGGUCUCGUGUGCAAACCAGUAAGUCAUGUCUAUGCCUUCAUAGCAUUCUGCCAUCCUGAGAUUCCUCCUGCAGAGUGUGCUCACUCGUCGUCAAAAUACCACACUGUUUGAUUUUGCGCUCCUUGCUCUUAAAGGGAAUAGCAGAUGCCACUCUCCUUGGUUUAAUGGUGGUUACGCCCAAAACACACCCAUGACUAAUUAAGAAACAUAAGAACAACCCUUUCGAACAAAGUGACUCGACUUGAUCACUUAUCAAGCCAUCAAAAUAGUAAAAAGUCCAAAAUGUGCUUAAUCCAUAUGCUUCAGACCAUGCGUUUCAAACCGUCAAAAUAAGACCCAAAGUUUUCCUUUGGCUGAAGCAAUGUGUUAAUAAUCUGGAAUAAUAAUUGCCUCACCGUAACAAAGUACAGAGUAAAUCACUGACUGGAAUCACUGACUGCACCUUUAACUACCAUCAACAUAAUGGUUUAAAGGUUUCAAGUGUUCUCCACCCAGUUUUAAAUCUGUUUCCCCUUUCUACACACAAUUAUAUAUCAUUGUGAAAUGUGAAUAUGUGCUGAAAUAAUUGUCCAUUUGAUAGAAGGUCAAUAGCUGUGAAAAUAUGAAAAUUUUGUGGGCACUGUAUUAACAAUUUAGUCACUGUCAGACAAGUCCCAUGUUAACUACUUCAAAGGUUUAAGACCAUUAUGAUUUUGUAUUCUUAAUGCUGGGUGUCUAUAUAAUUUAUUUGUUCAUUGUGUAAAACUAAAUUAUUUCUUGAACUUGUAAUUAAAUUGUCAUAAAGAU